AAAUCAUAUCAAAAAACAAUAAUUCAGAAACUUCAAGUGAUAAUAAUAAUUUAUCAAAUUUCAAUACUGAGCCAAUGGAAUAUUCAAAAAAUCAACUUGGCUAUCUCUAUCUUGAAUAUUCUGAUGUUUGUGCUUAUACUUGGAGACACCCCUUAAUAGAUAAGGUAGCUCAAAUAUACUCCCAAAACCCUGGAAUUGUCAAACUAAACAGUGUUGACUUGUCUCCAGCAAGUUGGAUGGCUAUUACUUGGUCUCCAAUUGGCUAUAUACCAUUGCUUGGGUUGAGAAAAAGGGUGCCAACAUAUUUCAUUACCUAUCAUACCUUAUCAUCACUAUUUCAAGAGAACACAAAUGAUGAAACAAAAGAAGGUGCUUCAAUGCUUAAGAAGAAAAAUAGUGGAAUUCCUCUUCCACCUUUUGGUAUUGCAUCUUAUAAGAUGCAAAAUGAUGUUUACAUGGACAAAGCUCAAGCUAUUACUAAAUAUGAUGAUCUUCAUGGUGCUGCAAAUUGUUGGCUAAAUCAACUUAAUUAUUACCAUCAUGAUUUUAGUGUUUUCACCUCAAAUGCAAAAAAUCUAAACUAUAUUUACUUAUUUUAAACUUAUGUUUAAAAAAAAAAUAAGACUUAUGUUGUUGUUUCUAAUUAGGGUUUGUAAUAGCUAAACUAUAAGACUUAUGUUGUUGUUUUUAAUUUGGGUAUGUAAUAACUUAAAACUUA
Solanum pennellii is the source of this 718-nucleotide messenger RNA. RefSeq lists its product as uncharacterized. Bases 75 to 599 code for a protein of 174 amino acids. The record is from RefSeq and is a predicted model, not a curated record. The transcript has 4 exons. Lineage: Eukaryota; Viridiplantae; Streptophyta; Magnoliopsida; Solanales; Solanaceae.